AUGGAUACAGCUGCAAGUGAAAGAUCCAGCGAAACGACUCCGUUAAGCCGAGAAAAUACUGAAAAAUCUAUAAUACCAAUACAUACAGUUAGUCAAACAUUCGGUACAACUUAUUUUCUUGUGUCAGCAUUAUUGGCAUCUAUUAUUCCAAUAAUUCAACUGUCAAUUGGUCUGUAUUUCAAAGGAAUGUGUCCUAUUGAUCAGCGUAUUCCAACUUAUAUGAUUGUCGCUGGUAGUUGUGGCUUAGCACUCGCUGGUCUUACAAUUUUUCUCGCUAUUACAUUUAAGUGUUUAAUUGCAGAUUCGACAGCAAUGAAUAUAGUGGGUAGUUGUGGUGUAUGUUUAAAUGUAUUGGCAACAGUAUUGAUAUCAAUAUUUCUUUUUAUUUGGUUUAUUUUUGGUUGUGUCUGGGUAUUUAACAUUCGCAGCGAAGUACAAUUUAAAGAUAAAAGUAGUGGCAACUAUUGCAACGCAGUUUUAUAUGAAGCAACGUUUGUAUUACUUAUAAUAUCGAUUAUUUGGGCUUUUCUUCAAUGCUGUUUCUCAUGUUUUCGGCAAUGUUGUUCAACAGGACGUGAUUGA
Rotaria socialis is the source of this 582-nucleotide messenger RNA. The record is from the annotation of a GenBank genome assembly. NCBI's taxonomy places the organism in Eukaryota, Metazoa, Rotifera, Eurotatoria, Philodinida, Philodinidae.